Talpa occidentalis (Iberian mole) is the source of this 2227-nucleotide messenger RNA. RefSeq names its product cilia and flagella associated protein 58 (gene CFAP58). Gene Ontology annotation, cellular component: cytoskeleton. The transcript is spliced from 9 exons. The record is from RefSeq and is a predicted model, not a curated record. Bases 8 to 1258 code for a protein of 416 amino acids. NCBI's taxonomy places the organism in Eukaryota, Metazoa, Chordata, Mammalia, Eulipotyphla, Talpidae.
GGUCCUCAUGAAUAUGGAAGACAUAAAAAUCCGUGAAAUGCAGAUUUUUGACUACAGGAAAAAAAUUGCUGAAUCAGAGACUAAAUUAAAACAGCAACAGAACCUGUAUGAAGCUGUGAGAUCAGACAGGAAUCUCUAUAGCAAGAAUCUUGUCGAGGCUCAGGAUGAAAUAACGGAAAUGAAGAGAAAAUUAAAGAUUAUGACCCACCAGGUAGAUCAGCUGAAAGAAGAAAUCUCUGCUAAAGAGUCAGCACUUGUGAAGCUACAUCUAGAACAGCAGCGGAUAGAAAAGGAGAAGGAAACCUUGAAGGCUGAGCUGCAGAAGCUGAGACAACAAGCUCUGGAGACCAAACACUUCAUUGAAAAGCAGGAAGCUGAAGAGAGAAAACUCCUGCGAAUCAUUGCUGAGGCUGAUGGAGAGAGGCUGAGACAGAAGAAGGAACUGGACCAGGUCAUCAGUGAGAGAGAUAUCCUUGGCUCUCAGCUCGUUCGCCGCAAUGAUGAGUUAGCGUUGCUCUAUGAGAAGAUCAAGAUCCAACAGUCCGUGCUGAACAAAGGCGAGAGCCAGUACAACCAGAGGGUGGAGGACAUGAGGAUCCUUAAACUCGAGAUCAAGAAACUCCGCCGAGAAAAAGGGAUUCUCGCCAGGAGUGUGGCUAAUGUUGAUGAACUCAGGCAGGAGAUCUUCCACAUGCAAAGAGAAUUCCUGAAGGAGAGGACGCGGUGCCGAGCCCUGGAGGAGGAGCUGGAGAACCCCAUGAAUGUGCACAGAUGGAGGAAGCUCGAGGCCAGUGACCCCAGUACCUUUGAGCUGAUACAGAAAAUUCACACCCUGCAGAAGCGCCUCAUCAGCAAGACAGAAGAGGUGGUUGAAAAAGAGCUGCUCCUUCAGGAAAAGGAGAAACUGUAUGUGGAACUAAAGCACAUCCUGGCCCGGCAGCCUGGCCCUGAGGCUGUGGAACAGCUACAGAUCUACCGCCACACGCUGCGGGAGAAGACCAAGCAGCUGAAAGUUUUGUCUUCAGAACUGAAUAUGUAUGAAUCACAGAGCCAAGAAUACAAGUAUGAAAUCGAGAAACUUACCAACGAACUGAUGAAUUUAAAGAAGAAGUACCUUGCUCAGAAACGCAAGGAACACGAUCAGAGAAAUAAGGACAGAAUAUCCAUGGAUAAUUCCUUCUCAGUGUCCAGACCAGCUGGUCCCCGUUUUACUGGAGGUGGAUUUCCCCUCACCAGGCCAUCCAAGGUCAAGUCCUAACUUGAAGCUGCUGACUGGGUCCAAUUGAACAACUCAUGAAAUUCACAGUCUGGGACAUGUGGCAGAAUCGCUUUCAAAUCUCUUGGAUCAUAUUUAGGGAAAUCAGCACUUGAUGCCCCAGGAUGGAAAGAAAUGUGGAGCCAUCAUAGUAAUGUACAUAUAAGAGUCUGAAUAAUGAUGUUCUACUUGGUCCACAUGGAUAUUAACAGAUUGUAAUUACAUCUAUUCAAUUAGGCUGACCCAUUGCAUGAAGCAGAUCUUUAGUUACCACCACGUUGAUGGAUCUGAAAUGCACCCCAUCUAGACAUUCCAUGUGGACAAAGCUUUGGAUCUUAAUUUCUCUACUAUAGACAUUGGUACACUUGAAAGAUUUUACUGUUAAAACAUAAUUUUGAAUGCAAUGUAUUCUUAUUAAUGAGAAUCUAUUUUAAUUAUUCCUCAUUAAUAAGUAAUUGCAUGAGAUAAGCAAGAAGGACAAAUUCUCAAGUAUUUAAAAAGUGUUUUGAGAAUGAUUUUUAUGUGGAAUCUUUUUUAGGUCUGGGGUAUGAAUAUCUAUACCAAAGAGAAACAUACUAAUAAAUACUUCAUCAUAAAAAAUAAAAAAGAGCCUUUGUAGAGAUUUUGCUCUUUGCUUUGGUAGAAUACAUAAUUAAAAUUUAAAGCUACUGUGAGGCUUUGUUUGACCUUUGUUUAACACAAAGAUUUGAUGCAGAGGAACCAAAACUAUAAAAUGAGGAUACUGUCAUUUCUAGGACUCACUUUGGAGAACAGAAGUACAUUGGGCAAGAAACUGUUGGCUUCUAGACCACCAGCCAGCAGUUAGAACCUUGAAAUUCAUCGUGUUGUCUUUUGUUGAAACCACCAUCAAGUGGGCAUCGGUUUGAAGUUCGCUUGUUAAUUGUGUCCAUUUAGUGAUGCCAUGUGGGGAUGCCAUCUCUCUCGUAAUAAUUAGACAUCUGUCAUUUUUAA